AUGGUCAAUAUCCGGCAAAGCUGGCUGUCCAGUCUGGCCCUGGCCCUUUUUGCUCAGCAAGGCCUGUCCUUGGUUUUUGAGGACUCAGACGCCCCUGAUGCCGUCGAUAAUCUUCUCCAAGCAGGAGCGCAGUCAAACGACGACGCUGCUUUCUCGAUUUUCGAUCGGCUGAGCAGAGACUCCUACUACUGGAGCGGCUCCCAGAAUGGCCACAAAGCACUAGCAAACCUCACCGUCGACGUCGGCGACGAGGAAGCGAAUAUCGUCUCGAUGGAGAAAUUCCGACACCUUCUCGAGUCCGUCGACUGUACCGACAACGGAAUGGUCGUGGAGUUCAAAGACGAGCGUUCGUUCGGAUACACACAGCGUGGAUGGCAAUGGGUCAACGACGACGAGGACCGGAACCUGAUAUUGGUCACCGGUAAACAGCACUGUGGCUGGAACCCUCACCGGGUGCCGUUUGUUGUCUCGUCGAUUGUGUUCGACAAGCCAUCCCUCAAGGCGAGGCUCAGCGGCGUACCAUCGUCAUGGAAGAAGCUCUUUCGCAACUACGAGCUCACGCUGGGAAAUGUCGAGGAAUCGUCUGUGGCCAAGCGAGACUGGGACUCUGAUGCUUCUUUGAGCUUCAACCACAAGAUCCCCCUCUCGAAGUCGAUUCCGAUUCCGGGCAGUAGUCUGUCUGUGGAUGUCUCAUGUGAGGACUGUAAAACAGAGGGCUCCUUCGAUUUCGGUGUGCAUAUCAAGACUAGCUAUGGCGCCCCCGAGUCUGCUUCAUUGACGCUCUCGCCAAACGGUGUCUCUGCAAGCUUCACGCCCCGGCUUGGACUCAGCGGGAACAUGACAGACGAUAUAUCCGAUGAGAUCGAGCUUGUCAAGAUCCCCGUCGACGGCAUAUCUAUUCCAGGUGGCAUUCUUGACCUUGGUCCGGAAAUCGUGUUUAGCUUUGGAUAUCAAAUUGGCCCUGUCAAGGGCUCGGCGGGUAUAACCUCCGGCGUGACUCUCAGCCUUGAAGACUCCGCCGAGCUUGAAAUCAACUUCCUCGAUCCGGACAUUUCCGCUGGUGGGUGGACUCCUCAGGUCGACACUGUCCCAGUGAAGCUCGACGCGAAGAUCGAGGCAGGGGCGGAGAUUUACACCAAGGCUGAGGUGCAAUUUGCUGCGUCAAUCCUUGACUACGGCUAUGAAGCUGGUGUCAACCUAAAGCCGUAUCUCGGGGCCACUAUAUCAGCUUCUACUGACAAAGGGGUCGGAGUCGAUGUGGAUAUCGCAGGUCUGGGAGCUAAUAUCGAGGCUGGUGGUGCCAAAGCCUGCGUGACCCCGAGAGCUGGAGUCAGUCUCAACGUCGACGUUGCGAAGGCCGAUACCCCCGAGGACCCCCUGGUCGAGAAGACAGUUGCGGAAAUCACAGCACCAAUUGAAUCCCAAUGCUUCAAUUUCGGCCCUACCGGCUCUCGGUUCUUCCUCCUCAGUCGCACAUACGCCCUCUCCUUCAAGUACACCGUAUACCUCGCCGCGUCCUCCAACAAGCUCAUCGUACUACUCACACUACACGACGACCUCGUCAUAUUACACGUCGACCUCAUACUCGACAUCGGUAUCAUCAUCUGCUACGGUAAGCCCGUAUCACCACUAUCGCAGACAUAA
Aspergillus versicolor CBS 583.65 is the source of this 1644-nucleotide messenger RNA. RefSeq lists its product as uncharacterized. The coding region runs from base 1 to 1644 and encodes 547 amino acids. NCBI's taxonomy places the organism in Eukaryota, Fungi, Ascomycota, Eurotiomycetes, Eurotiales, Aspergillaceae. The transcript has 7 exons. The record is from RefSeq and is a predicted model, not a curated record.